Messenger RNA from Caenorhabditis sp. 36 PRJEB53466, 1797 nucleotides. NCBI's taxonomy places the organism in Eukaryota, Metazoa, Nematoda, Chromadorea, Rhabditida, Rhabditidae. The record is from the annotation of a GenBank genome assembly.
AUGGAUCAGGCUCAGCUCAAAUAUUUUUUCGACCAACAACAGAAGACGCUGAAGGCUCUGCUCGACGCGUUCAACAAGACAACCCGGCCCGCUGCAGACGCGAAUUCAAUCGUGAACUCGCUAAGCAACCGGAUUGCCUUCUUCUCGUACGAUCCGGAAGAUGGAGAGACGUUCGAUGCGUGGUUCUCUCGAUACGAAGAUAUCAUCAGGACAGACGGAGCAGAACUCGACGACGCAGCUCGUGCGCGGCUCGUUGUCAGCAAGCUCAACAAAAGAGAGGCAGAGCGGUAUAGAAACAACAUCCUGCCGAGAGCGCCAAAGGAUGUGACGUUCGAAGACACCAUCACCGAACUUCGGAGGCUGUUCAACGAAACGAAGUCAGUCGCUCGACUACGUUUCGAACUCCUCACCACCAAAUUCACCGGACAGGAUUUGAAGGACUACACUGGAAUGGUCAAGAGAAGGUUCAACGCUGCAAAGUGGACCGAUUUUGGACCAGACCAGGCCCAAUGUCUCCUGUGGAUCAUCGGACUCCAGUCACCAGACCAAAUGGAGCUCCGACACCGAGCUCUUCGGGAACUCGAGAUGGAUCCGAGGAUCACGCUAUCACAACUGACGGACAGGCUGGAACAGGCUGUGCUGCUCAGGUCGGAUGCCAUAGCCAUUGGAGAUCCUGUCGCUCAAGUGAACGCGGUCACACCGAGACGCAAUGAGCCGAAGUCUACGAAGAAGGAACCGUCUACCCCUUGCUUCAGAUGCGGACUCAUGCAUUGGUCUCGAGACUGCACUCAUCGGAAGACAACCUGUCGGGAGUGCAACGGGAAGGGACAUCUAACGCGGAUGUGCCCUGAACGUGAAGUGGAGUCGGUCAACUCCAUCCUCAUCGCAGCAACGUCAGCAACGGCUCGAAAUCGGAUCUACACCGAUGUCAGCAUCAAGGGACAACCGGUUCGGAUGAUGUUGGACACUGGCUCGGACGUUACGCUGCUCAGUCAGAAGGAUUGGAUCCUUUUGGACAAACCGGAGAUGUCGCCGUCAACGCGAAGACUUCGGUCAGUCACCAACAAAUCAAUUUCAGUUCUCGGGCAAUUGAAAUGUGAUUUCGUGCUCAAUGGUCAGCCAGGAUCAGGGACAUGCCAGGUCACCAACACAGAGUCGAUCCUGGGCAUGGACUGGAUCAAACAGGAUCAGUCGCUCUACGGACGUUUGCUCAAGGGAUCCGUCAAUCCCGUCGCAGCGAAGCAGUCCGGAAAACGAGUUCCAAGUCGCCAGGCACCGUCGACCAAGCAGCAAGCAGGCCGGCAUCACGGAUCGAAGUCAAACUGGUUUGGCAUCGGAGAAGUGGUCAAGGUCAGGGACAAGCACGGAUCGUCGUCACCGGAGGAUCGUGCAUCAUCGGAGGUGGAUCGUGGAUCAACAAAUGGUCGUGGUUGGUUCGUGGCUCGGACAACUACAAGAUCGUCGUCAACAACAACGAGAUCGUCGUCAGCAACUGAACGCCAGCUGCUGUCGACUCGCCAUCGUCCAUCGAUCAGCUCACCGUCGGGAACAACUACGGUAUUGUCGUCAGCAUCUGAUCGCCAGCUGCUGUCGACUCGCCAGCGUUCCUCGGUCAGUUCACCUUCCGGAACAACUACAGGAUCGUCGUCAACAACUGAACGCCAGUUGCUGUCGACUCGCCUACGGGCUUCUACAAGCUCACCUUCUGGUUCGGGACUACGCUCAGUCUACACGAAUUGGAAUGCUCAACACCGAAAACAUCAUAACUUGACAAAGGGAGAUGUUACGUCGUUCUAG